This is a messenger RNA of Ostrea edulis (European flat oyster), 6818 nucleotides long. Its product is annotated as MATH and LRR domain-containing protein PFE0570w-like. Lineage: Eukaryota; Metazoa; Mollusca; Bivalvia; Ostreida; Ostreidae. The transcript has 4 exons. The coding region runs from base 241 to 5406 and encodes 1721 amino acids. The record is from RefSeq and is a predicted model, not a curated record.
GUCUAAUUAACAUUUUUAUUGUUUGGAGUUCGCGGAUGUCAGUGCUCGGUAUAUGAAAUCGAAACCAUUACGUCUACACGACAUGGCCUUGUCACGCACCCAGCAGACAUUGAUUAGGUAGAUGUUUCAGGUCUAAAGUACCCACCUCCAAACGGAAUGCACAGAGAUUUCUACCAUUACAAUUUAGGAUAGUAAAUGGAUUGACAGCGUUCCCAUAAUGUGAAAUAUUCGGCGAAAACAAUGGCCACUAAUAAAGGAAGGAGAUUCUCGUUAGCAGAAUUCAUUAAAACAGAACGAGUGAAGCGGAACGAAAACGCCAUAGAAGAUAUCACGAUUACCAAAGUCACAAAAAAUGAGACGGAAGAUGACGACAUCAACAGCGAAAAAAGUGUAAGUCAUGUGUCCACAAUCAAUGAAGACUCAAAAUUCAGUGAAAGAGAGGUUUCUGCUCUAUAUCCCGUGCGCGUCAGAAGAGACCAGACACGAUACCGUCGUAAUUCAAAAUGGUACGAUGCAUCCCGUAAGAGCGUGAUACAAGAUAUGGUAGACCAGGAACUGUGCGGCUUGGCACCAGAAGAAUCCCACGGAGAUCAAUCCACGUCUACAACGCAACGGGGAUACUCCAAACGUCGACGCUUUUCUGUCAUACAAGACAACGAAGGGAGCAGUACCACUAUGGUGGACAAACUAAGAGCGCUGGAGGAGGAGGGAGGUACCCAGAACAGCAGAAGUUUAAAAAGCGGACGAAGUCGACGGACGAGCAGGUCAACACGGACUCUUAACUCCAUCCCCUCCUCCCCUUAUUCCAGGAGUAGGUCUGGGUCAAUGAACUAUGGGCUACGGCAGAAGUCAGCGUCAAAACUGAGCGGGGUAUCACAGGAGUCCGUGUCCUUCAAAAAGGAAAUUACAACACAGAAAGAUGCAGGGUUUUUCAAACCUGCAAAUGAAAAGGGUGAGAGGAUGAAUGAAAUGAAUUUGAACGACAACCAAGUCGUAAGAGUUGAAAUAAAGAGAGGAAAAUACGACAAAGAACAAAAUCACUGCAUUAUAUUACAAUUAGGUGAACCAGCUCAAGAAAGGAACAAGAAGAAAUUUGAUAAUGUACCAAGUGAACCGACUGGACAAAAUCUUUCAGCUGGUGCAAGAUCUGCUUUAAAAAGGCAUGAUAAUAAAGAAAAGAUUUUACCAAUAACUCCCAUUAAUGAAUACAAUUCGAAAAGUUUUGCGUUAUCUGAAAACGUUCACGUUGGAAUCGAGAGAAACAGAAAUCACGAUGAUCAACGAAGUGAACCAGACCAGCUACGCGUAUCAAUUGGUUCGAAUAUUGCCUCGGAAAAGUUUGGCCAUAACGAAGAGAGCAAAAUAACACAAGGUAGUAAAAUUGCAACAUUACCACCUGUGAAAUCAAAUAGUUCGGAACAUAUAGAGUUUUCUGAACGUGUUGACGAUACAGUGGAGAGAAACAGAGAAUGUAAUGAUAAAGGAAAUGAACCGGAUCAACCAAGUGUUUCAGUUAGUCCGAAUGUUGUCUCUGAAAAGUAUGGUCAUAACAGAAUGAACUCAGACACGGAAAUGGAUAAAAUUGCAUCAACAUCAUCCAUUAAAUCUAAUAGUGCGGAAACAGUAGCGUUUUCCAGAAGCACCGACAACAGAUUUGAAAAAAACAAAGAUGACAACGAAAUACAGAGAAAGCGAACAAAUGAAAUUACAUUUCCAACGCAGCCACCAAAAAAUACAACUGGGACGGAUACCGGAGAUGAUCAAUCACAUGCUGUCACAGAUAUCAUUUCGUUUGAAAACCCUUCGGAAAUGCAUUUCAUGGAUGAAACGUGUACAGGCAUAAGACAGAGGAUGGGAAGUCCCAUCAAUGAUAGGAAUAAGAAUCCACAAGACGCGUCAAAUGAAAAUAAAAGCAUUAGAAUAUCUGAAAUCGAAGGGAGAGAAAAUACAGUGACAAGGGUUUCUACAAACCCGACUUAUACACCUCUGAUUUCUACUUUAUUGAAAGAUGUUGCGGAAAAUGGUGUUGAACAUAGCAAGGGUGUGGAGGACGGCAAUGAUGUGGAAGAUGGCAAGGAUGUGAAGGACAGUAAAGAUGUGAAGGACAACAAUGAUGUAGAGGAUGGCAACAAUAGGAAGGAUAUGGAGAACGGUAAGGAUGUGCAGGAUGGCAAAGAUGCGGAGGACGGCAACAAUGUAGAUAAUAGCAAAGAUGUGGAGAAUAACAAGGGUGUGAAAAACAGCAAGGAUGUGAAGGACAUCAAGGAUAUGGAGGAUAACAAGGAUGUUGAUGACAGCAAGGAUAUUGAAGAUGACAAGAAAACAGAGGAUGGCAAGAAUGUGAAGGAUGAGAAGGAGGCGGAGAACGGCAAGGAUGUGGAGGUUGGCAAAGAUGCGGAGGACAGCAAGGGUGUGAAGAAUGGCAAGGAUGUGCAGGAUGACAAGGAUUUGAAGGACGGCAACAAUGUAGAUAAUAGCAAAGAUGUGGAGAAUAACAAGGGUGUGAAAAACAGCAAGGAUGUGAAGGACAUCAAUGAUAUGGAGGAUAACAAGGAUGUUGAUGACAGCAAGGAUGUUGAAGAUGACAAGAAAGCGGAGGAUGGCAAGAAUGUGAAGGAUGAGAAGGAUGCGGAGAACGGCAAGGAUGUGAAGGAUGGCAAAGAUGCGGAGGACAGCAAGGGUGUGAAGAAUGUCAAGGAUGUGGAGGACAGCAAAGAUGUGGAAGAUGAAAAAGAUUUGAAUGAUAGCAAGGGUAUGGGGGGUGGCAAAGAUGUGAAGGAGGGCAAUGAUGUGGAGGAUGACAAUGGUGUGGAGGAUGUCAAAGAUGUGGAAGAUGAUAAGGGUGUGGAGAACAGCAUGGGUGUGAUGAACGUUGACGACGGUAAGGAUGUAGAGGACUGCAAUGAUAUGGAGGAUGACAAAGAUGUGGAGGAUAUUGAAGAUUAUAAGGAUGUGAAGGAUGGCAAGGAUAUGGAAGAUGACAAGGCUGUGAAGGACGGCAAGGAUGUGGAAGACGACAAUAAUGUGAAGGACGACAAGGAUAUGAAAGACUUCAAGGAUGCGGAAGCUGGAAAUGAUGUGGACGACAGCAAGGGAGUAGAAGAUGGAAAGGAUGUGGAUGAUGCAAAUGUUAACAAAGGCAAAGGAAUGACAUUAAACGUGGUAUUACAGAAAUCAGAAGCAGAGCAAACGAACGUCAGGGAACCCACGAAUGUUAACAAAGGCAAAGGAAUGACAUUAAACGUGGGAUUACAGAAAUCAGAAGCAGAGCAAUCGGAUGUCAAGGAACCAAGAAACAAUGACACACAGCUUAAAGAAAAUGUAUUGAAUGCCAACUACUCCAAGACAGAUUCGAAAGUUAUUUCCAAUAUUGACAACACAUCGUUAGAACCACGGCAUAAAAGGCUGGAACUUCUACAAGCGAAUACGACUGGUAAUUCAAAGUCUUCACCUAGAAUGUCUAAAUCCAGUAAUGACGACUUCAGAAUAUUGGCUGAAAACAUCAAGUUAUUGAUGAAGGAAGAACAAGAACAUAGUGACAAUUUAGUAAAAUCACUGCACGACGUCAGGGUCCACAAUUCCAAGCUAUACAAAAAUCCCGAAUUACGUAAGUUUACAGAAGCAGCGGUGGUAGAGCGAUGGCUAAAGAGCCAGGACCAUCAACUAGCACAAAAAACAAAGUUAAGCCAAGUUCAGGAGGGAUCCAGGAAAACUCCGUCACAUUCCAGAGUUACCAGUGCUGUAAAUGACACAUAUCAGACACAUUCCAGAGGCACUAUUUCCAGAAGUACCAGUCCUGAAAAUAACACAGAUCGAGAAAACAAUGUGAAAGAGAACAGUGCCAAUCAAACAGAAAAAGGACUUGUUGAAAACGAGGAAACUGAAUUGGAAAAUAAAGGACAGGAAGAAAGAGCAAAAAUAAAAGAUAAUUUUCAGGUAAUAAAUCAAGAUAAGUGUAAAGAUAGCGACGGGAAGUGCAUAAACAAGGCAGAUAAAAAAUUACAUAAAAAGGAACUUUUAAGAAAAAUUUCGACUAAUUCAAUAACCAGCUAUCGUAUACAAUCACAAAACAGUGAAUCUGAAAGCGGAAACGAAAAUUUAGAUAACGAUGUCGAUACGAUCGCAACUCAGACGGCAAAUCUCACUAUCAAUAAAAUUCAGCUGUAUGCCAAGCCACAUGAUGAGUACACCGACCACAAUGAGUGUGGUCUGACAGAGAAAAACCAUGACAACGAUUUAAUCAAACGGCUACAUGAGGUUGAUGAAAACGAGGAAACCAAACGAGGAGAAAUGGAGGAUAUCCAAAAUGAUACACAGGAUGGCGGGUCUUCCAACAGCGAACGAGGAGUUGAUAAAAGUGAAGAAGUGAUAAAUACUCGGGGUAUUGCACACUGGGACACAGAGAAAAAACUUCGAAAGAAAAGCAGACUAGUUCGCGAUAAAGUGCAACAGUAUAAUGUGACAAAUCAGUACCAUUCGGAAGAACAGGAAACGCCUGAAGAUGAUGAAAUAAUCAGUAAAGAAUUUGACACUGAAAGACAAAAUUCAAAUACUUUCUGUCAUAAUGAAAUCCAACAUGCAGAACAAGAGGGUGAGGAAGUUCUAGAACCCGUGGUGCAUUCUACCAGUCCAUCGCACACGAAGACGCCAAACGAGGAAACUGAAGAACACAACAACGGUCAUCACGAUGUGUCAGCAUCCCUUAUAGGCAACCCUGACAUCUCAGACGGUCCACACAAACGUACAAUUGAUCCCAUAUAUCCACAAAAUGACUCCAAAUCUCGAAAACCGAAUCCAAAACGAAUUGAAAUUCUUAUACGGGAUGAGGAAAAGAAUCGAGAGCGUGACCUAACACUAGUGAUUGAACUUCCACAAAAUGGAAACAAGACGUCUGAAAUGAGAGAGCAAUCUUGUCAGACAGACAGAGACACAGACAAAGAAUUAUAUGGAUCAGAGAGAACGGAGUUACCACCCCUGAAGUGUGAGCCUCCUUUGAUACAGCGGAAGGAGAGGUCGUUCGUCAGAUUACGCCAUGAACCUGUGAAAGAGGAUCCUGAAGUUCUCUAUUUCAUCAAACAAGCUGAACAGAGACAGAGGUCCAAAUUUAACGAAUUAAUGAGAGAAUUGUACAAGAUGAAGCAUACGGACAUCCUCGCCUCCUCCUCGAUGUCCCACAUCGAUUACGGGUACCCUGGGGCAUGUGCCUACCACCCCCGCUCCUUCUAUGGAUAUAGCAGCGAUCAGUUACAGUUCGAGAGCGUAGUCAUGAAAGCGGACAAUUUUGACGACAAUGUGCGCCGUUUCCUGGGGUACACCAAGAGGAAAGACAGGCUUCAGACUGUUGAGCAUUCCAAGAAAUAUAAGGCCUAUAUUGACCUGCGUAAAAAACUUAAGCAUUUGUACUAAAAUACAAGGCUUAUAUUGACCUCUGUGAUAACUUAAACAUCUGUAGCUUAUAUUGACCUCUGUGAUACCUUAAACAUCUGUAGCUUAUAUUGACCUCUGUGAUAACUUAAACAUCUGUACUGAAAUACAGGGCUUAUUUUGACCUCUGUGAUAACUUAACCAUCUGUACUGAAAUACAGGGCUUAUAUUGACUUCUGUGAUAACUUAAACAUUUGUACUGAAAUGCAAGGCUUAUUUUGACCUCUGUGAUAACGUAAACAUCUGUUCUGAAAUACUAGGCUUAUUUUGACCUCCGUAAAAAAAUUUGCAAUGCGAAUACAUAGUAUCAUUCAAGAUUUAUUUGUAAAUCAAAGCUCAGUUAUUCAAUUAUAGAUCUUUUACAGGUCUACAGAAACUAGAGUAAAUCGAAGUGUCAACAUUUUUCUAUAGUAUAUCAAAGAUUGUACUUUAGUUAAUCAUGGUUUCAAAGGUUUUCAUUUACUAUGAAAGGUGAAGAUAAGAACAGUGAUCAAUCUCAUAACUCCUAUAAGCAAUACAAAAUAGAUAGUUGGGCAAACACGGACCCCGGGACACACCAGAAGAGGGAUCAGGUGCCUAGGAGGAGUAAGCAUCCCCUGUCGACCGAUCACACCCGCCGUGAGCCCUAUGUCUAUGGUAAAUCUAACAUCAAAGAUGACUAUACAUUAGAACAUAGUUGUUAUUGUUUAGUUUGUUGAAAUAUUUACUUUAAUACAACAAACACCAAACGUAGUAAAAAUAUCAGAUGCAUUUUACUUAUUUUCCCGUAGUCAAGUUGAUUAUGGUUGACUAUGGUAUUUCCGUAAGGAUGAUUAUAAGUAUCCUGUGAUAUACUUUAUACAAUUAUAUUUAUAUUUCCAAUGUUUCUGCUUUUUAUAUAUUUACAAAAUGAAAUAACAGCCAUUCAUUUCCUAAUGAAUGCGCAGCAGUGGUGAACAAUGCGCGAAUGAAUCUUGAUAAAUACAUGUAUAAUGCGUCUAUUUUAACCAUUGGGAAUCCCGACAGAAAUGAAAGUAGAAUAUACAGUUAGAAAAUAAAUUUCAUUUGUGAAAAUACAUGAGGGCAUGAACUGCGACGCUUCACGCCGGGAUUAUUUUCACGAAGCGUUAACGGGUUUCAUGAAGUAUGCCGGCGCAAAGCGACGCAGUUCAUACUGAAGUAUUGAUUGUAUCGUAUAUUACACUUCCGAUGUUUUUAUUGUGUUAUAUGGUAUCACAUGACUCACGUUUUUAUUGUGUUAUAUGGUAUCACAUGACUCACAUUUGUAUUGUGUUAUAUGGUAUCACAUGAGUCACGUUUUUAUUGUGUUAUAUGGUAUCACAUGAGUCACGUUUUUAUUAUAUUAUAUGGUAUCACAUGACUCGCGUUUUUAUUGUGUUAUAUGGUAUCACAUG